This is a messenger RNA of Sesamum indicum (sesame), 1250 nucleotides long. Its product is annotated as S-adenosyl-L-methionine-dependent methyltransferases superfamily protein. Gene Ontology annotation, molecular function: methyltransferase activity. Lineage: Eukaryota; Viridiplantae; Streptophyta; Magnoliopsida; Lamiales; Pedaliaceae. The record is from RefSeq and is a predicted model, not a curated record.
UAGAAUUUUCUCUUUAAAUGGGGACACCAGCCCUGCUUUCCCAUCACCACAACUUUCACUAAAACUUUUAUCGCCAUGGAUCUUGAGAAAGUUUUUCACAUGAAAGGAGGGCUUGGAGACAACAGCUAUGCCAACAAUUCUUCACUUCAGAAAAAGGUUGCUGAUAUGGUUAAACACAUAACCCUGGAAGCCAUAGAAGAAAUGUUUACGGCAACAAGGCCGAAGAGCUUAGGCAUAGCUGAUCUGGGCUGUUCAUCCGGGCCCAACACGCUGUCGAACGUUAAAGAACUUGUGGAUGCUGUUGAAAACACCAAUCGGAAAAUCCAGCAGCCGAGGCCCGAAUUCCGGGUUUAUCUGAAUGAUCUCCCGACAAAUGAUUUCAACACUGUUUUCCAGGCCUUGCCCGAUUUUUACAGGGAGCUGAGGAAAGGGAGAAACGACGGGGGCCCGGCUGUAUAUAUCGCUGGUUGUCCAGGCACAUUCUAUGGCAGGCUCUUUCCGGACAAUAGCUUGAACUUUGUCUAUUCCUCCAACAGCCUGCACUGGCUGUCCAAGGUUCCUUCAGGGAUUUAUGACGAGCAGGGCGUGUCGAUAAACAAAAAGAGCAUAUACAUAUCUGAGAGGAGCCCGUCAGGGGUACCGGAAGCAUUCCUCAGACAGUUCCAGGAGGACUUGUCAUUUUUCCUGAAGUCGAGGUCUGAGGAGGUUGUCAGUGGAGGGAAGAUGGUGCUGCUGUUGUUGGGAAGGAGUGGCCCAUACCAUGUCGACAGGAACAGUUACAUCUACUGGGAAAUGCUCUAUCAGUCUUUAGCCACCCUUGUUAGUCAGGGUGAAAUAGAAGAGGAAAAGUUGGAGUGUUAUGAGGUGAACUUUUAUGCGCCAUCAAAAGAAGAGUUGGAAGAAGAAGUAAGAAAGGAGGGUUCUUUCAAAGUGGAGAUGAUUGACAAGUUUGAACAAGGGAUUGAUAUUGGUAGUGAUGGGGAUAAGUAUUCAAGCUACGGACAGGCAGUGGCCAAGACAGUGAGGUCCAUUCAAGAAUCAAUGAUUGCACACCACUUUGGAGAGGGUGUUUUGGACAAGCUGUUCCACCAAUAUGCUCGAUUGGCUGAUCAAGAAAUGGCCAAACAGGGACUUGCCUCCACCCACAUUGUUCUUGUUCUUACAAGACUGUGAGGGGGAGAUGACACGUGGUGCACUAUGGGGCUAGACCAUCUUAGCUUUUGUUUGGUUCAAUAAGAGAAAAUGGAAAG